AUGGACCACUUUCCGACAAACUGGGGCCGCCCACGAAAUGAAUUGCACGAUCAAUACAACACAUAUCCGAUCCACCAACGCCCAUCCCAACCGAAGGAUGUCUUUGGGGAAGGCGUGCAACGAACACAACAGCCCAUUGUCACGGGCACCAGUGUCCUCGCCAUCAAGUUCAAGGACGGCAUUAUGAUGGCUGCUGACAAUCUCGCGUCCUACGGCUCUCUCGCCCGCUUCAAGGACAUUCAGCGCCUGCACCCCGUCGGCACGUCCACCAUCAUCGGCGCGUCCGGCGACAUGUCCGACUUCCAGUAUCUCCAGCACACCCUCGACGAGCUCAUGGUCGACGAAUUCACAAACGGUGAUGGCCAUGAGCUCGGGCCCGCCGAGGUCCAUGAAUACCUCUCCCGGGUAAUGUACGGCCGUCGCUCUAAGCUCAACCCUCUCUGGAACUCCUUGCUGGUUGGCGGUCUGCAAGACGGCAAGCCUUUCUUAGCAUACGUUGACCUCCUCGGUACAACAUACUCUGCAUCAUCCAUCGCGACGGGCUAUGGCUCGUAUAUUGCGAUUCCCAUUCUCCGCGCUGCUGUUGACAACAAGGAGAACACCCUCACAGAAGAGGACGCGCGGAAACUGCUGCACGAGUGCAUGCGUGUGCUCUACUACCGCGACGCGCGCAGCUUGGACAAGUACCAAAUUGGUAUCGUCACCAGUGCAGGGGUAUCCGUCUCUGAUGCGAUCAAGCUGGAGACAAACUGGGACUUCGCCGAAGGCAUUCGCGGAUAUGGGGCACAGACACAGUAA
Postia placenta MAD-698-R-SB12 is the source of this 798-nucleotide messenger RNA. RefSeq lists its product as hypothetical. The transcript is spliced from 6 exons. Gene Ontology annotation, cellular component: proteasome core complex. NCBI's taxonomy places the organism in Eukaryota, Fungi, Basidiomycota, Agaricomycetes, Polyporales, Adustoporiaceae. Bases 1 to 798 code for a protein of 265 amino acids. The record is from RefSeq and is a predicted model, not a curated record.